UUCUAGCAUUCGUAACUGCGUUGACGGGAUUUAUAGUUCCAGUAGACCGCCGGAUAAACCCAAAUUAGUGCGCACAAGUCUCAGUUUUGGCAACUAAGAACGCAGGAUAAAAUGUUUUUUUAAAAAGAAGAAGAAGAAGAAGAAGAAAAAAAAAAAAGAAAAAAGAAGAAUGCCCAAGUAGCCUAUAAUUAAAGAUCUGCGCUCUGUUUUGGAUGCUCCUACUUCGUACCUUCAUUUUUUUUGUGUGUGUGUCAGAACAAUUUCACAAGUUGUUGAUUUGAAUUAUACGCGCACACUAUGGAGUACUGGAGGCAGUGCAGUUUGUGGCUGAUCAGUUGUAAAGUUUUGCCCCGGAAUCCUCGGGUCACGGCUGAAUCGGGGCAGGUUUUUGAUUUAGCACAAACACUUCGGGAUGGGGUCCUUCUGUGCCAGCUGCUGAAUAAUCUGCGACCCGACACCAUUAACCUGAAAGAGAUCAAUCUCAGACCACAGAUGUCCCAGUUCCUCUGCCUGAAGAAUAUCCGAACAUUCCUGUCCGCUUGCUGUGAUGCAUUUGGUAUGAAGAAGAGUGAUUUGUUUGAUGCCUUUGAUCUCUUCGAUGUCCGUGAUUUUGGAAAGGUCAUUGACACCCUAUCCAAACUCUCUCAUACCCCUAUUGCACAACAGGCUGGGAUUAGGGCAUUCCCCACUGAGAAAAGCACUGAAAAUGAAGACAUAUACAUCCAUUUGGCAGAUCUCAUUGAUGAGGAGCUGGUGGAGGAUAUUUAUGACCCUGUGUAUGGAGACAUAGAGGGAGGAGAGGUCUAUGAGGAUCUAAUGAAGACAGACACUACUGCAUCUCAGAUGAAACAGGCCGAGGUGGACAUCAGAAGCUGCUGCCUCUCAGAGAUCAAACAGACAGAAGCCAAAUACACAGAGACCCUGGAGACCAUUGAGAAGUACUUUAUGAUUCCACUGAUGAAAUUCAUCCCAGCAACAGAUAUUGACAAAAUUUUCAUCAAUAUACCCGACCUGGUUAAAGUUCACAAAGGCCUGAUGGUCGAGAUUCAAGACUCUUUGCAAAAUAAAAAUGCAGAAAACCUCCACCAGAUCUUCAUUGUUUACAAAGACAGGCUUCUUUUGUAUGGAAAAUACUGCAGUCAUGUAGAAACAGCCAUUUCACAGUUAGAUUUCAUCUGUAAGGAGAAAGAGGGCGUUCGACUGAAAUUGGAGGAAUGUUCAAAGAGAGCUAACAAUGGGAAAUUCACUUUAAGAGACUUGUUAGUGGUUCCCAUGCAGCGAGUGCUGAAAUACCCGCUACUGCUUCAGGAACUGGUCAAAUAUACAAGUGACACCACAGAAAAGAGCAACCUACGAGUAGCCCUUGAUGCCAUGAGAGACUUAGCCCAGUAUGUAAAUGAGGUGAAAAGAGAUGUUGAAACUCUAAUAGAGAUUGAUCAGUAUCAGAGAUCAAUUGAGAAUUUGAAUCAGUCUUUGCUUUCUUAUGGAAGACCGAAGGGUGAUGGUGAAGUCCGUUUGGCAUCAAAUGUGGACAAGCGCAGACAGGACAGGCAUAUUUUUUUGUUCGAUGUUGCUGUAAUUGUCUGCAAGCGGCGUGGGGACAACUAUGAGAUGAAGGAAGUGAUCGACCUCAACCAUUUUAAGAUCUCUAAUAAUCACACCACUGACAAGGACUGCAGAAAGUGGUGCUAUGGAUUCUACCUCACUCACCAGCAGGGGCAGACUAGGUACGAGUUCCUGUUCAAGACCGAAGAGCUGAAGAAGAAAUGGCUGGACCAGUUUGAGAUGGCCAUAUCCAAUAUUCGGCCAGAGAACGCCACCUUUAACUCUCAUCGGUUUAGGAUGCACACCUUUGAGAGGGCCACCACCUGCAGCUCCUGUCAUAUGCUUCUCAGGGGAAUUUUUAACCAAGGCUACCUGUGUCCUAAAUGUGGGAUAGGGGCUCAUAAGGGCUGUCUGGGAAGACUAGAAGUCUGUGGAAGAGCAGGUGCUGUCGUUCAAAAGCAACUGAGAAAGUCAAAACCUAGGAAACAAGAAGACCCAGGUUUGCCAAAAAUGCUGGUCAUCAGAGACUAUUUCGGGGUGCCUGGUCCUCAGGGUGGUCCACCGCUAAAUGUUCAGAUUGGUGAUGUCAUAGAGGUCAUCUGUGCUGAUCCACACAGCUUCUGGUGGCAGGGCAAAAUCCUGACGACGCAAGAGACUGGCUUCUUCCCAAGUGAUUCAGUCAAGCCUUGCCCAUGUGUUCCCAGAACAGUUGACUAUUCAUCCCAGCCCUGGUUUGCUGGGCCCAUGGAGAGGCACCAUGCUGAGGCCGCGCUCAUGGAGAGACAGAACAGCACCUACCUGGUGAGAUACAGGAGCCGUGAGAGCAGAGAGUACGCUAUCAGUAUCAAGUACAACAACGAUGUGAAACACAUUAAGAUUCUCACCAAGGAGUGCUGCUUCUACAUUGCUGAGAGCAGGACAUUCAAGACUGUAUUAGGUCUAGUGGAGUACUACAAGCAGCACUCUCUAAAAGAGGGUUUUCGCAGUCUGGACACUACUCUGCAGGUGCCCUAUAAGGAGCUCAGUGGUAGAGACAUGUACAAAGCUGCUGCUCCAGUGCUGUGUGGGCUUUCCGUUUUGAGUCCCACCAGCUACAGUUUUGUUCCUCCUUCCCUCUCACCCUUCUGGUCAGUCUUAACUCCGAGAGUGGUUGGCAUUGCACUGGUGCGGUACGAUUUCAGCUCUAAAGACACACGGGAACUAUCUCUGCAAGUGGGCGACCUGGUGAAGAUCUACAUCAAGUGUACUAAUGGAUGGUGGAAGGGCGAGGUCAACGGGCGGGUGGGAUGGUUCCCAUCCACUUAUGUGGAAGAAGAGGAGUGACCAGCGCAGGGAGCACGUUGCACUGUCCUAAUCUCACUGUGCUGUGUCAGUGAUAGGCCACCUGUUGGCUUUGGACAAGAAACAUAAUAGUGAACAAUACACCUUUUUUGAGGUAAAGAACCACAAACACAGCAAUUAUAAAAAAAAUUUAAUGGGAGCCAGUGGACCGAAGUUGAAACCUGUCAUGCGAUGCAUCUCGGGCCCCGUUGGCUUUGACUGUUUAAUUAGUUAUGAAUCUCCCUUGCUGCUCCACAUUCAGUUCAGUCCCAGACAUCUCUCUCUCUCUCUCUCUCUCUCUCUCUCUCUCACUCUCUCUCUCUCUUGUCUCCUCUUCUUUCUCUCACUCUCAUUCCCUCCCUUUCACCCUGUCACCUCCUGAAAUCUUCACACAGGGCCUGGGCCCCCCCCUCUCUGCCUGUUUAAAAUUUAAACUCCAUUUCUGUGGUAUGCCGGACCUCCCAUAAACUCAGGAGUGGCACGCAGAGAAAAAAGCCCUGAGCUGGACAUUUCUCCCCCCCGCCCCCCACUCUGCAACCUUUACGCAGUGCUUUCAGCUCACCUUGUGCUAUAAUUGAUGAUUUCAUCUGCCAGUCUGACUCUGCAAAGUUUGGCUGGGGCGAGAUCGAGCGCAGCGCUGUCACGAAGCUGUCCUCGCUGCCUCCUCCUCUCAGCCCUGAUAACACUUAGCAUUGGUGCUCUCACAGGGCUUCAGAGCACAGCACAGUGACAGGAGGCCUGCCGUUCAUUGUGAUAUCCAUCUCAGCUGGCCUAACACGCUAUGCUGUGAUCAGUCACUGUGCUGUCUGUUUCUGAACCUCAGGUGCUUCCAAAUGAAAAGCAGAGCAUUGUUGCCACUGAUUUUGGAUACAAACUCCAUUCUUUCUGUUGUCAUGCAACUGAAAGACUAAGGAGGUUAAUGUUCCAGUUUUUCCAGUUGGCAAAAGCUGCUGUUUACUGAAAAAACAAACAAACAAACCAAAAAUGUUGUAUGAGAGUAAUAAACUAUUUAUGCUUAUUUACAAGAGUAAAAAAAAAACCCCACUGUGGAUCAAGACCAAAUACACUUAUAUUUAAAAGACAUCCUGAAAAUUCUUAAAAGGAUAUUUCACCCAAAAAUGAAUCAUUUACUCACCCUCAUGCCAUCCCAUAUGUGUGCGACUUUCUUCUGCAUAGCAAAAGCAAAGUAGAAGUAAAUCUCAGCUCAGUCUUUUUCACUGUACAUCUUGAUAUUGCAGUCUCUAGGCAUGAUCAUGAUUUCAAGUUUGAUGACACUUCCUAGAGCUUGACGCAUGUGCAGAGCGCUAGAUGGCAAUGUAGUGUAAUCAAGCUUGAAAUCAUGAUCGCCAAGGAGACUGCUGUCUGAUGGAUUAUGUUUAUGCUGACUUUAUCUGCUUUUUGGAGCUUCAAAGUCCUGGUUACAAUUCACUUGCACUUGUAUGGACCUACAGAGUUGAAAUAUUCUUCUUUUCUUUCUUUUGCAUUCUGCAGAAGCAAUAAUAGUACGAGAUGGCGAAAUCAUAAGAAAUCAUUAGAUCUGGCUCGUACAAAAACACAUGACUUUUACUCCUAUUGAGAAAAAUAGCAGAACCAACAAAAAUGUUAUUAUGAUUUUUCCAAAGUUUAACCCCUAACCCAACCCUAAACCUAACCAUGAUUUUAAUAGGAAAAUAACUUUUGUAUACCAUGGGAGAAAGAAAAAAGUGAGACAAGGGAAUCAUGUUGGUUAUUGACAUACAUCAAUCGUUUGUACUGUAUGAGCAAAUAUGGAAUGAAAAAUGUGUUUCUUUUCCUAAAAUAAAGUGCUGAUUUGGAGGCUAGCUAUACUGUAAAAUGUGAUGCCUCUAUUGCAUUGAUUUGAAAUGCUGUUUCUUGAGUGGUUGGUCUCUGUGGGAAUAAGUGGUACCUUUUCAUACGAGCCAAGUUGUAUGAUAUCUUACGAUUUGACAUCUUGUACGAAUUAUUAUGAGUUGUUGUGAGACGAUGUUGAUUUUUGCAGUGUUAGUUGUUUGUAAAGUAAAUUGCUUUACAUAUUUCAUAACUUGCUUCAUAUGCUAAAAAUGCAGGUCAUAUGGUUACCUGAGUAAAAACCACAGACAUUUUGUUUUCACUGCCAUUAUUGUUGUUGAAAAUUUCCUGGCCUUUACACAGCUGUUUCGUAUUGCACCUUCUAUAAAUCCAUGUUUUCUGGUUUUCAUCAGAAUAAAUGUAAAUUAUCCA
Molecule: messenger RNA, 5085 nt
Organism: Myxocyprinus asiaticus (Chinese sucker)
Lineage: Eukaryota; Metazoa; Chordata; Actinopteri; Cypriniformes; Catostomidae
Product: guanine nucleotide exchange factor VAV3-like
Exons: 28
Coding region: 298-2868 (856 amino acids)
Biological process (GO): cell migration; regulation of GTPase activity; intracellular signal transduction
Cellular component (GO): plasma membrane; cytoplasm
Molecular function (GO): protein binding; guanyl-nucleotide exchange factor activity
Source: RefSeq, a predicted model, not a curated record